Molecule: messenger RNA, 8410 nt
Organism: Ceratosolen solmsi marchali
Lineage: Eukaryota; Metazoa; Arthropoda; Insecta; Hymenoptera; Agaonidae
Gene: l(3)80Fj
Product: lethal (3) 80Fj
Exons: 19
Coding region: 144-8111 (2655 amino acids)
Biological process (GO): regulation of translation; cellular response to amino acid starvation
Cellular component (GO): cytosol
Molecular function (GO): protein kinase regulator activity; protein binding
Source: RefSeq, a predicted model, not a curated record
UGUCGUCGUGUGGCUCGUGCCGGCGUAAGCGGGCGAUGCGCAUGCGAUACGCGCAGGAAUGUGCGCUGCGUGUUGUGCCGCUUUAUGCUAUUGUUCGCUCUUCCUCUUAGAUUCAGCAGACUUCUCCCGGUUCUUUUCGGAAUAUGGCGGAUGCCGAGCUGACGAGGGCUUUAAAAGAUCUACCGAAUCGAAUACAAAUUGCCAGCAAGACCGAGCGGCGGGACGUAAUUCGGAAUGUCGUCGAUGUGUUGUCAAAUCCUGGAAUCAAUGAGAAGAUCGUGGCUGGCAUUUGCAAGAGCAUAUCGAUCACCUUGCAUCGAUAUAACGACACUGCUUCUCAGUCCUACGUGACGAGUCUGAUCCUGGCACUGAUAAAGAACCAUCCCCAAGCCACCGUAAAGCAUUUAACCAGCGUGGUUGUGGAACAGGCUGCUUGUCACAGGAAUUUAAUGCCAACGUACAAUACCGCCUCGUCCGCUUACGUUGUGCUAAAAUGGAGUUCCUUAAUUUUUCUACACGCGGCUAACGAACUUACCAGCUCCGGUGGCGCGGAGCUGGCCAAUUUAAUAGAGGCCCAAGCAACUUUGUGCGCCGCUGCGUUAGCCGCCAGAAAUAAGAAGCUGCAGAAUAAAACUGGCUCGCUCUUGACUUACGAAUGGAAUGCCGUUAAGAAUAAUAUCGAUGAGAAGUAUGUAGAUAUUUUAAUUACUUUGGAAGCCAGCGAAGGUGUCGUUGCGCUUGCUGGCGUAUUAACGACUUACCUCACAACGUCAAACAAAAUUGAUCUUAUAGUAAAACUGAAAGCCAAUAUUUUAACUUCUUUUAUCAAGGUUUGCGUAAGUUGCAAAAAGAAGCCAGAUCUCUAUAUUAUAGACGCGGCAGUCCCAUUUUUGAAAAGAGUUACUCACGAUGAUUUCAGAAAUCAAUUAUUACCUGCUUUGCAAAAGGCUAUGCUGAGGAAUCCAGAAAUUAUAAUCGAUACCGUCGGCCACAUUCUCAGUGGCCUUAGUCUUGAUUUAAGCGACUACUGCCAAGACAUCGGUAACGGAUUGUUCACAAAUUUAUAUUCAAAAGAUGAUUUGGUUAGAGACGAAGCUGCGGAUGCCUGUAGAAGGCUGUCGCUUCAGUGCUCCGACAGCUCCAUGGUAGAAUGCUUACUGUCUUCGAUAUUUUCAGUAUUUCAUGGCGCCAAAGGCAAAUUAACAGUGGCCACUCACAAAAUCUCAGUCUUACAAGGUGCUGGCAAUUUAAGCUUUAAUAUCGCCAGUGGAAGUAGUAUACAAAAAUUGGCAGAGAUCGCUUGCGGCCACUUUAUUACAGUUUUCAAAACGGAAAUUCACGAGAAGACACUAUGCCACGCACUGGAAAUGAUGUCACUUUGGUGUCAAAAGUUUUCCAGCGACGUGCCUCAAAACAUCAUCGAUGCUUUUAAACAAGGAAUGGCUUCUAAGAAUUUGACACCAGCGGUGCGAAGCGCCUAUCUCAGAUUGCUCUUUUCCAUACCGACUCAGCUAAUAAUCCAUCACAAGGGAAUCAUAGUCCCAAUCCUAGCACAAUCCAUAACAAAAUCCACGCAACAGUGUGCUCAGCCUGCUGUAGUGACGGAAAGUUUAUACGCUGCUUAUUUGCUUCUGAAUUUAGUUCUGACCGAUCAAGUGGAAAACGACAAACAAGCAAUCUUAUGGUCCGCUGUUGAUAAUCAAAUCUUCUUUAACGAAAAGUUCUUAUCAACUUGCAACGACGAUACAAUUUAUUAUCUCAUGUUGUUUUGCGAGAAGCUCAUUUCGAACUUUUCCAACAAACUAAACGAGAAGAGUUUGAGUGGAAUCCAUCGGGCGAUUAUAGUUUGUAUAACAACGCCAAAGUUUGCUACAAGAAAUAAGUGCUGCGCGUUGGUGAAAAAAUUUCUCACCGGACUUAAAUCUUACGAGCCACUACGGUCUCUCCUCAUUGAAUUUAACAAGUUUCUCGAAUCGACAAAAUUCCGAUCCGAAAAUGACAAAGACAAUAUCAAGGAUGACAUUAAUGCAGAGAAAUUAGUUUGCGGCAUUUCACUCGCCGAUGGUCUUUUGGCAAUCUGCUCCAGUUCGUUUGUAUUCAAGGAACUCGAGCAGGAUGUAAUCAAGGACUCGAUAAUCCCAGCCCAUCACCCGGUCAUUUUCAAAGCAGUGCCAAAUUUAUGGAGAAAAAUCGUGAAACAUUAUAACGAUACGCCAGUGAACUUUUUACGAAAGUGUAGUGGUGAAGUGAGAAAGAUGUUCAUUCAAAGUUACAAAAAUGUGGCGAGUUAUCAUAACGCGCUUAAUAUUGUUGCUUCUAUAGCUCCUGACGUCAUUAUUCCACCACUGAUAUCACACGUUACUAAUAAAUUCGGCAAUCCCGAAAUCACAAAGGUAACCAAGGACGAGUACUUUACGUAUUUAAUGCCCGAAGGCGAGCUCUAUGAUAAAAGUGUUCUUCCGGGCAACGAUGAAAAUAACAUUCUCAAUGCCAUGAAUAUGAAGAGAGAGAGCAAAGUGUAUACGUUUAAGGAGCAACAGGAAGAGCUACAGCUGAGAAGAGAAUUGUACGAGAAGCAUAAAAAGGAGGGGAAAAUAAAGGAGCCGAAACUCACUCCUAAACAAGAAGAGACCCUGAAGGCGCAAGUAGCCAAGGAGAAUACGAUAAGACAGAGACUUAGCGAAAUGAAUGCAAAUAUAUGUAAUGUCGUGUCGAUGAUCACUGCGGUUGUCCAAGGAAAUGGCUUUCAUUUAUCAUUGCACUUUAAAGAUCUAUUGCCUGCGAUAUUAGGAAACUUGUCAUCGCCACUUGCUGCUCCAAUUAUGAGCCAACUAUUUGUCAAGCUCUGUGACAUUGUCGUCCAAUCUAACGAUCCAACUCUGUUUCAGCUUAUUGCUCAUGUUACGCUACGACAAUUUGAUCCUCAGUGUGAUUUAGAUCCGGCUUGGGAAGACGAAGAGCUUGCAAGCGCGAUUAAACGCACGCUAAAUCUCAUUCAUACGAUGACUGGAAAGAAAAAGCAAUUAUUCUGUGCUCCGGCAUUCUGUUACAUUUUUUAUUUCAUUAAGAAGACUCUGCUAACCUGCAAUGAUGACGCCAUGAUAACUAAGGGCCUGCAAAUAAUGCAAGACCAUGCCAAGCAACGCGGCGACUCGAACAACUCGGAGGACUCUCGACACCCACGACACCUGCCCCGCAAGCAGAUGCUCGACCUGCUGAUCGAGCUGAUGAGCAGCACGAAUGGCCGUGUACAGACCCAAUCGGUCACCACCUUCCUGGACGUCGCUCACUCGAGCAGCGGCACCGAAGGCGCCGCUUUAGCGAACUCCGAGGAAAUAGACUCGCUUAUCGGCGCUCUACAGAGUUCAAUGAACACGGUGCGGGAGGCGGCACUUUGGGCCCUCAUGAUUAUUCGAGACGCCUUCCCUACGAAUAAAGAGAAUUCCGAGCAGCUCGUCAACUUAACUAGAAGGAUCUGGAUAGCCAGAUUCGAUGACAGUGAGGAGAACAAAAAACUCGCCGAUGAACUCUGGACCAAAGCUGAUCUCGAAGCCAACCCGGACAUUCUCAGCGAUCUGCUGGUCGAGGACAUUGGUCACCCGGUGGAUUCGGUGCAGCAGGCGGCAGCCCGCGCCCUCGCGCAUACCCUCGCGGAAAAGCCGCGGCUCGUGCCCGCUAUUCUCGAUCGCCUCCUCGUCGUCUACCAGGCGAAGCUCGCCAUGAUUCCGCCGAAGCUCAACGACUUUGGCCGCAUAAUCGAGGAGCCGAUCGAUAUCUGGGAGCCCCGUCGUGGUGUCGCACUCGCUUUCACCCAAUUCGCAGUCCUCCUCACCCCCGAAACCAUACACACUCUUAUACAAUUCUUCGUCUCGACGGGUCUUGGCGAUCGCAAUCAAAUGGUACGCAACGAGAUGUUCAUGGCGGCGGUCGCCGCCGUCGAUCUCCACGGCAAGGAUAACAUAGCGUCGCUGUUGCCCGUAUUCGAGGAUUUUAUGGAUAAGGCUCCCAAGAUCGAAAGCUUCGACUCCNGUAAGCAUAGCGUCGUGAUCCUCAUGGGCUCGUUAGCCCGGCAUCUAGAUAAGGACGAUCCCCGAAUUAAACCGAUCGUUCGACGAUUGAUCGCUGCUCUAUCGACUCCUUCCCAACAGGUGCAAGAGGCCGUGGCCAAUUGUCUGCCGCACCUAGUGCCAUCGAUCAAGGAGGACGCUCCCAAGAUCGUCCAGAAGCUCAUGCACCAGUUGCUCAACUCGGAUAAAUAUGGCGAGCGGAAAGGGGCAGCUUAUGGCUUGGCCGGCCUCUUCAAGGGCAUGGGAAUAUUGGCGUUGAAGCAGCUCGACAUCAUGACAACACUGACUAACGCCAUCCAGGACAAAAAGAAUUAUCGACACAGGGAAGGUGCGCUGUUCGCCUUCGAGAUGCUCUGCACGAUGCUCGGCAGACUCUUCGAGCCCUACAUCGUCCACGUGCUGCCGCAUCUGCUGCUUUGCUUUGGUGACUCGAGCCAGUAUGUCAGGGCGGCAACGGACGACACUGCUCGAGUGGUAAUGAGCAAGCUAUCGGCUCACGGUGUCAAGCUCGUCCUUCCCAGUCUUCUAGCUGCUCUCGAGGAGGAUUCUUGGAGGACAAAGACAGGUUCCGUGGAGCUUCUUGGUGCAAUGGCAUUCUGCGCACCCAAACAGUUAUCCAGCUGUCUGCCAAGUAUCGUCCCAAAGCUCAUCGAAGUCCUUAGCGAUUCCCAUACCAAAGUCCAACAGGCUGGUGCGGAGGCCUUGAAGGUCAUUGGUAGCGUUAUCCGUAAUCCCGAGAUACAAGCCAUCGUGCCAGUACUGCUGAAGGCUUUGCAAGAUCCAGCGAAAAAGACAGCCAUGUGCCUACAGACUCUUCUCGAUACUCAGUUUGUGCACUUUAUAGAUGCGCCGUCGCUCGCUUUGAUCAUGCCGGUUGUGCAGCGUGCUUUUAUGGACAGAUCGACGGAGACGAGAAAGAUGGCUGCUCAGAUAAUCGGGAACAUGUACUCGUUAACAGAUCAGAAAGAUUUGACGCCGUAUUUACCAACGAUCAUUCCAGGAUUGAAGACGAGUUUACUCGAUCCAGUGCCCGAGGUGCGCAGCGUCUCGGCACGCGCCCUCGGUGCGAUGGUUCGUGGCAUGGGCGAGUCGAGCUUCGAGGACCUUCUACCUUGGCUCAUGAUGACGCUCACCUCCGAGACGAGCAGCGUCGAUCGCUCGGGUGCAGCUCAAGGCCUCUCCGAGGUCGUACGCGGCCUCGGCGUCGAAAAACUCCACAAACUUAUGCCGGAAAUUAUAAGCACGGCCGAACGCACGGACAUCGCACCCCACGUCAAAGAUGGCUACAUCAUGAUGUUUAUUUACAUGCCGAGCGCGUUCACGACGGAAUUCACCCCGUACAUCGGCCUCAUCAUAAAUCCGAUCUUGAAGGCCCUGGCAGACGAGAACGAGUAUGUGAGAGAGACGGCCCUCAGGGCCGGACAACGAAUCGUUACCUUAUACGCCGACUCGGCGAUUAUGCUGCUGUUGCCUGAGCUCGAAAGGGGAUUGUUCGACGACAACUGGCGUAUAAGGUAUUCAUCGGUGCAGCUGCUCGGCGACCUCCUAUACAGAAUAUCCGGCGUAUCGGGCAAAAUGUCGACGGAAACGGCGAGCGAGGACGACAAUUUCGGAACGGAGCAGUCGCAUUACGCGAUAAUCAAGGCUCUCGGAGCGGAGAGGCGCAAUCGGGUGCUCGCCGGUCUCUACAUGGGCAGAUCCGACGUGGCUCUGAUGGUGCGCCAGGCGGCGCUGCACGUUUGGAAAGUCGUGGUGACGAAUACACCCCGUACCCUGCGUGAAAUUCUCCCAACCUUGUUCUGCCUCUUACUGGGAUGCCUGGCGAGCACGAGCUUCGAUAAGAGGCAAGUGGCCGCCCGCACUCUCGGCGACCUCGUGCGCAAGCUCGGCGAGCGAGUGCUCCCGGAGAUAAUACCGAUUCUCGAGCGUGGACUGCAAAGCGAGCAAUCCGAUCAGAGACAGGGCGUCUGCAUCGGUCUGUCGGAGAUUAUGGCGAGCACGAGCAGGGACAUGGUUUUGUCGUUCGUUAACAGUCUCGUACCGACCGUGAGGAAAGCCCUUUGCGAUCCAUUACCAGAAGUACGCCAAGCUGCAGCAAAGACCUUCGAUAGCUUACAUUCGACCGUAGGAGUUCGCGCACUCGAUGACAUCCUUCCGGCCAUGUUAACCCAGCUUAACUCACCGAACCAAGCCGAGGCUGAAAACACGUUGGAUGGACUGCGCCAAGUCAUGGCAAUUAAAUCUCGAGUUGUCCUUCCUUAUCUCGUACCUCAACUCACUAGUCCACCUGUCAAUACAAAGGCCUUAUCCAUACUGGCGAGCGUAGCUGGCGAAGCCCUCACGAGAUUUUUGCACAAAAUUUUGCCAGCCUUGCUCACCGCCCUAUCGAGCGCCCAAGGUACCUCCGAGGAGAUGCAAGAGCUCGAAUACUGUCAGGCUGUCGUGUUAUCGGUCGCCGACGAGAUCGGCGUAAGAACAAUUAUGGACCAGCUAAUGGAGGCAACGCGGUCCGAUGAUUCAAGCCGUAGAAGAAGCGCCGCGACACUUUUGUGCGCAUUUUGCAGGGACACCAGGGCCGAUUAUAGCCAAUACGUACCGCAACUUUUACGCGGACUCAUCCAUCUUUUUACCGACGAUGAUAAAGACGUGCUGCAGAUGAGUUGGGAGGCCUUGACAGCUGUGACUAAGACUCUCGGGUCGGAUCAACAAAUAGCACACGUUCAAGAUAUUCGACAAGCCGUUCGAUUCGCCGUUUCCGAUCUGAAAGGGCAGGAUCUUCUGCCCGGCUUCUGUCUACCCAAGGGUAUCACCCCAAUAUUACCAAUUUUUCGUGAGGCCAUUCUGAACGGCAUGCCGGAAGCUAAGGAACAAGCUGCCCAAGGUCUCGGGGAGGUGAUUCGUCUGACGAGCGCCUCAGCCCUUCAACCAAGCGUCGUCCACAUAACCGGACCGCUUAUUCGCAUUCUCGGUGACCGUUUCAAUUGGAGUGUUAAAGCGGCUGUUCUCGAGACUUUAGCUAUUCUGCUCGGCAAGGUUGGAGUGAUGCUGAAGCAGUUUUUACCUCAGCUUCAAACGACGUUUUUAAAGGCGUUGAACGAUAGUAAUAGACAGGUCAGGCUUAAGGCUGCUUACGCCUUAAGUAAUCUUAUUGUCAUUCAUACACGCGCGGAUCCACUAUUCGCUGAACUUCAUACCGGAAUUAAAAAUUCCGACGACCCAUCAAUUAGGGAAACUAUGCUGCACGCUUUACGAGGAAUUAUAACGCCGGCUGGUGAUAAAAUGUCCGAACCCAUAAGGAAACAAGUAUUUAUAACUUUAAGUGAAAUGCUUGGGGUGCAAGAAGACGUGACGAGAAAUGCCGUGGCAGGUUGUUACGGUGCUCUGAUAAAAUAUCUCAGUCCCGAGCAGCUCAAUACAGCGUUCAAUAAUAAUCUUUUGUGUAAUAAUGUUAACGAUGAUUGGAUGUUGAGACACGGCCGAUCAGCAGCUUUAUUUGUUGUUUUGAAAGAAGCUCCCGAUAUCGUGUACAACAAUAAAGAAAAGGAUCGUGUUUGCAAAGUAAUACUGUCUUACUUAUCCGCAGACCGAACUCAAAUAGCGAUGAACGGUGUGCGCGCUUGUGGUUAUCUAUUACAAUACCUAAUGAAUCAUAACCAGCCGAUACCACAGAUUAUCCUCACACCUUUUGUCAGGUCGAUGAAUAAUAAUAGCAAUGAUGUUAAACAAUUACUUGCUAGAGUGUGUAUUCACCUUGCAAGGAAUGUAAAUUCAGAACACAUGUCGCCAGAAUUAUUAAAAUCGUUAUUACCAAUGUUGGUUAAUGGAACAAAGGAGAAAAAUGGUUAUGUUAAGGCAAAUAGUGAAUUAGCUUUAAUAGCUGUUUUGCGUCUUAGAGUUGGCGAUGAAGAGCAUCAGCGGUGCGUGAACUUGUUGGAUAUUGGUGCGAGAGAAUCUCUGUCUGAUGUAGUUAGUAAAGUAUUACGCAAAGUUAUAUCCCAACCAGAAGGCAAAAUCGAGGAGUUAGAUGAUACAUUACUUACGUGAGAAACUAUGUAUUAUUCAGACUACAUUUUCGAGAACUUUCAUAUCUGCUUUAGUCAAGUAGUUUUCAACAAAUUUCAUCGUUGGAAGUAUUGCUCGCGAUCGAUGUACAAUAAUGAUCGUGAUGCAAGGCAUCGUUACAAUGACUAUGACGACAAUAUUAAAUAUUCUAUAGUGAAACUACUUUUUAGAGAAAAUACGAGAUGAAAAUUUAUUGAAAUUCGUAUAAGGUAUAAGCUAAAUAUUUGGCAAUUUUUUAAUUUUACAAAUCAGCGCAAUAUCCCUUCUUCAUUCUAAAGAUU